Molecule: messenger RNA, 1576 nt
Organism: Stylophora pistillata
Lineage: Eukaryota; Metazoa; Cnidaria; Anthozoa; Scleractinia; Pocilloporidae
Source: RefSeq, a predicted model, not a curated record
UGCUUCAAAGGAAGUCAUUUAAAAUAUGCAUACCUCCACGUGUAAUACCAGCCGAUUUGAUUACUAUGACAGCGUUUUGCUCGAGUGAUUCUUACUUCGAUGGUUUGACUGUUUGUUGUAGCUCUGUUACCGAGUGUGCUUUUAAUCAGGCACUCUGGACUCAGACAUGACCAAGGAGAGAAAGACGUCUUCACCAGUUGAACAAGGAUCGAAUUUACACAUGGCUAUCAAAUUGUUGAAAGCAGAAAAUGCGAACCUCGAGAAGAUAAUUAUUUUGCUGAAGACCGAAAAUCAAAAUAUGCAGCGUAAGAUGAAGGAACUCGAGUAUCAGAACGACAGGUUUAAAAUCACGCAAAAUCAGCUAAAAGCAGAGUUGAAGAGGGAAAAGGAAAUGGUGAGGUACUUGCACAAUCUGAACAAGAAAUACGAGCGAACGCUUCAGAAGAAAGAAGCAGAGAGCAGACAGCUGCGCAAAGAGGCCAAAGAAGCUGAGAUGAGGAGUCUCAAACGAGAAACCAAAGACGUAAACAAUAAUGCAAAGGAAACCGGCAAAGACACGGAAAUUCGACGACCGCAACCACCUAAACGGUCGGACUCGUUCAAACGAAACAAGGAUCUUGCGGCUAUAAAAGCGGAUCAAGGAAUCAAUACCAUGAGCAACCAAACUGCUUCUUUAAAACCAAAACAACCGGCUCAAAUCGCGCCCACAAUCAAACAGUCGAACUCAAGCGACGACAUAACUUGCGAAUGGGAAGACGUUACGGACGUUUUGGGUUUCUUAAAUGAGAAAGUCAAUCAGUUCGAGCGGUUACUUCUGGAGACUGGAGGCUCGAGCAAGUCAGGAUCUGGCUCAGGAUAUUCUUCGUCCGACUCAAUGACAUCCACCAAGUGAAGUGUGCCUUUCACCCGGCUCUAACUUGCAUGCAACUUGUCUUCUAUGCUUCAGCCCACGUAGAUAUCACUAUUUAUCCAUGUAAAACUUCACGAACUGGAAGAACAGACCUUCCCAAGUCUCGCUAAGUGUGUUUUAUUUUAAUAAGUAAAGCAAGUAGCUGUGACCUUUUUCAAAACAUACACCAAUUGUCUUUUAAAAGUGUACUUCAGUAUGUGACAUUUUACUUCAGCUGUCAAAGGAGCUUAUUAACUCGCCUGAGGUAAAAUAUUUACUAAUAACAGCGGACUAAAUACCUCGGACACAAGAACGCGAAGGUCAAGAAGGCUAUUUUUAAUGCUCCAAUGAGUAAAGGACGUUUGUAUCUGUUCAGGAGCAUGACCCCAUAUUUGGUACAGUUAAAAAAAUGUACUGCGCUAUCUUCAGGAAUUAUGCAAAUACUUGAAGCAGGUUACGGCUAGGUGUUUAGUUUCUUUGUAAAUAUGGAGUGAUUACGAACUCAAGGCGUGACAGAAAAAUGUGCGUGACGCAAAACAAACCAAUGGGAUCUCUUACAUGUAGGGCUUGGAUCAUGAUUGGAAUGUCUAAACUGGCUCGGUGUACAAAUUAUUUUUCAAUAUUACAUGUUCAUGACGAUAAGCUUCUCAAGAGAUCUUAAAUGUAGAUUAAACGUUUGCAAAAUAA